UCCCGGCUCAGAAAUGUCGCGCGCGGUCUUCAACGAGUUGCUCAUCGCCCAAGUUGUGAAGCGUCCUGCUCUUUGGGACGUCAAGAUUAAAGAUUUCCGCAACAAGCAUAAGAAGAGUAUUCUUUGGGAAGAAAUUGCCCAGUCCCUUAAAGAAGUGGACGAAUCUGUGACCGUAGACGAAGUUCAGGCUCGUUGGAAGAACCUCAGGGACACUUUCAGGAAAAAACUAAAAGAAGAAAAAAACACGAAAAGGAGUGGGGCUGGAGCUCCAUCGAAGACAGCAUAUUGGCCACACAUUGAACAGAUGACUUUCCUCAGAGACUUAAUGGAACCUAGGCGGAGCAUCAGUAACAUGGAUGGCUGCGAGGAAACACCGGUGUCAACUCCCCUUCAUGUGGAGCCACUCGACCUCCCAUCGCAAGCUUGCCGGGAUGGCUCAGAAGAAGUGGACAACUGCACCACCGCAAGAAAUCCGUUUGAGCUCAUAUUUCAAGGGCCCAGCGUACCAGUGCAGGUUACAACACCUUCCCAUCCACCACCCUCAAAUCCGCCACAUUCCAUUCCAUCGAAUGCUGUCAGCUGCCCAAGAGAAAGUGAGGAAGUUUCAUCGACGCCACAAUCAAGGUCAAAGCGGCAGCGAAAAAAAGAAAUGGAAACUGUAGAUGCCGAACUGAACGCAGUUCGCAAUGUCAUUGCGGCGCACAGGCCGAUGGACGCUAACGGCUUAUUUCUUCUGUCGCUGAAACCCUACCUGGAAAGCACACCGCAGGAGAUGCUUACGGAUUUGAAGAUGGAUCUACUCCAUAUUUGCUCCAACUAUAGCGAGGGGCGUCGUCCUCAUUCACUGCGUGCAUGCGAUUAUUGACUGAGCAUUGAAAAUAAAAAAGGAGUGAGAAAGCGAACUUUAUGUGUCUGUA
Molecule: messenger RNA, 917 nt
Organism: Rhipicephalus sanguineus (brown dog tick)
Lineage: Eukaryota; Metazoa; Arthropoda; Arachnida; Ixodida; Ixodidae
Exons: 3
Coding region: 14-865 (283 amino acids)
Biological process (GO): regulation of transcription by RNA polymerase II
Cellular component (GO): transcription regulator complex; nucleus
Source: RefSeq, a predicted model, not a curated record